Molecule: messenger RNA, 5969 nt
Organism: Oldenlandia corymbosa var. corymbosa
Lineage: Eukaryota; Viridiplantae; Streptophyta; Magnoliopsida; Gentianales; Rubiaceae
Source: the annotation of a GenBank genome assembly
AUGUUCGUCCUUGUUUCCACAGGAAAUUUGUACAACUGGCGGGACGAAGUCAAUUGGCCAUCUUUCGUGCUAAAGAUUGAAGAUACGCUUCACGAAUUUGCAGAGCAAUAUCAUACUGCAGAUGAUGGUGUCGUGUCCGUCUCAGACAUUCGCUUUCGUGAAAAUCUCCAAGCAAGUGUUUUUGACUUGAGUGAUGAAAUCGAUGAAUGGUACUACACACAGUGGGAUUCCGUGCUGACUAUCAAGACAAGUAAUCCACAGGUAUCUGAGAUUUACACUCAAUCCUUAAGAAGUUCAAUGUUGUCAAGACAGUUACUUGAACCAACUCAUCAACAGCUGAUGGAGGAUGGUGGCGCCUUCAAUAUUGCAACCAACAAUUUCCUUGAGUCUCUCAUUGAUAUUCUUUGGAAAUGGCUACGACUUAACAAUUUUUGCUUGGUUUAUGUGAAAGAUCGAAUGCUCGAGCUUUAUGGUAAACUUAGAUCCUUGCGAACCAUUCUCAAGCAGCAGCACAACAUUGAGAAGGACGAUGACAUUGUGUUUUUGUUACAUGAUGCCGGUGUCUUGAUUUUCUCUUUGUACCAAACGCAUACCGCUGUAGAUCUUGGAUGUUUUCGUGAUUUUUUGGAAACAUUGAAGACUACUCUGCUACAACUUGAAGAUAAGGAUUCACCAGUACCAAAAGUCAACGUUCCUAAGACUAAUCAGUUGGGUUCUGUCGAUUUUGUGCUGGAGAAACUGGCGAACCUGACAAGUCGUGAAGCUGAACCAAUUCCCAACAAUAAUAACCAUGUUCAAACUGUCCAUGAACAACUUGUCACCGUGAGAUCUUUCUUAGGAGACAUUGUUGAUUUCUACCAAGAACAUGAGGAAUAUCAAGCUCUUUGGAAUCUUGUUUUGGAGGUGACGUGCAAGGUUGAGUGUCUCAUAGAUCAGUUACUGGUUGAUGAUCUUCGAUAUUGUCCUUCAAUUUCAGUUGAUGCCAUCCUGGAAGACAUCAGGGAUAUUAAGGCCAAAACCGAAGUUAUGAGACCACAAAACAGGCUGAAAGAAGCAACCAGGACUUACCAUCAUCAGCCAUCACAAAUGACUUUAUUGGAAGCAAAUGAUGAGGUUGUAGGUUUCUCCAGCGAUGCAAAACUAAUCCUGGAUCGGCUCAAAAGAGGAUCAAAGCAACUGAAAGUCAUAGCCAUUGUGGGUAUGCCGGGGCUUGGUAAGACCACUUUAGCCUCAAAAGUUUACAAUGAUGACUCUAUUUCACUUCAUUUUCAAGUCCAUGCCUGGUGUGCUGUCUCACAAGCACUGGACAAAAAGAAUGUGUUGUUUCAACUUUUGAAACAGGUUGAUCCCAACUCCAGCUGUUCUAUGCUCAGUGAGCAAGAUUGGGUAGAAAAGCUGUGGCGCAGCUUGAAAGGGAAAAGAUAUCUCCUGUAUUUGGAUGAUAUUUGGGACAAUGAAGCAUGGAAUAGUUUGGCACCAGCAUUACCUGAUGACAACUACGGAAGUAGAAUUCUUUUGACAAGUCGUAAUCAGGGCAUUGCUCCUAGUCACAUGCUUGACCAAGAACCUCAUUUUCUCAAGUCGCUCAAUGAAAAAAAGGGUUGGGAGUUGCUCCAGAGGAAGCUAUUCCCAGCGUUUCCAGAAGACGCUGAGAUUCGAACCACAAAGCUGUUUUACAUAUGGGUGGCUGAAGGGUUUGUAAGGGAAACUGAUGGAAAGCGCAUUAAAGAUGUUGCUGAAGAUUAUUUGAAUGGUUUAAUUGGAAAAAGUUUAGUUAUGGGUGCCAAAAAAAAAUGGAACGGUGAAGUCAAAACAUGCCGCAUUCGUGACUUGCUUCGUGAUUAUUGCUUGCAGAAAUCCAAAGAAGAACAAUUUUUCCAUGUCAUAAAGGGAUAUGAUGAGCUUUCGGCAUUUAACGAGCCCAGCAACCUUCGGAGGUUAUGCAUCAACUCUGAGAUUAAGGAUGUGAAACAAUCAAAGUUGUUUUGUCCGCGUUCCCGUUCUCUACUUUUCCAAGUCCCUCACGGGUCAUCUGAACCAUUCGGAGAUGCCUCAUCUGUGGUUAGCAUCUUCAAACUUCUAAGAGUGUUGGAUCUGGAGGGAAUAUGCUUCAAGGGUGAUUUUCCAAGUGAAAUAAGUUUGCUGGUUCAGUUCGCGUUCCUGGCAAUUAGAGAUUUCUUCACUCACAUGCCGUCAUCCGUAGCUAAACUUUCAAAUUUGGAAACUCUUAUUGUGGAAUUAUCAAAUGCAGGCAACAUUUCAUUGCUAGAUAUUCUGUGGAAUCUGCAUAAGCUAAAGUAUCUUCGCGUUAUGCUCACUGCGGGUAUUGUGAAGAGAGGGGAAUACCGGGCCCAACAGGAUAGCACAAUAUUGGAAGGGGAAACCUGGGAAAUAGAAGAAGGGGAGUUCUCCCAACUUAGAAUUUUGAAAAUGAAAUGGAUGAAUCUCGUCCGGUGGAGAGCCGGCGAUGAUCAAUUGGAAUGUCUCCAGAAGUUGGUGUUGAAAGGGUGUAAAAAUUUGGAAGACAUGCCUUGUAAUUGUCUGGAGAACAUUCAGACGCUUGAAACAAUUAAGGCUUUCUAUUGUUCUGAGACUACAGAAGAAUUGGUGAAACAGAUUGAGGAACAACAGGUGGAACAGUUGGGCAAUUCAAAUCUUAAGAGUGGUUCCCUGCUGCCACAAUUAAUUAGUGGCUCUCUUCCUACCAUUGAUGACAUAUCCAAACUCAUCGGUUCUGCUUUGGAGCUUCUUCGGGAAAACCAUUACCUAACAGAAACCAAAGCUUUGAUCGAGCAGCUCAAAGUCUUGCAAACUCUCAUCAUCUUUGUUGAAAAACCUACUCAAGAACUGUUGGCUCACGCUAACAAUGUUGUGAUCCAUAUACAUCUCUUUUUCACGUGUCCCAGGGCACUUCACCAACUUGGCGGAGAAAUGCUUCGAGAUUCUCCGACAACAUGGGCGCAAACGAUCAGCCCAUCUAGUAGUCCAAUGGUAUGUGAGAUUUACACUCAAUCCUUAAGGAGUUCCAAGUUGUCAAGACAGUCAUCUGCUCCCACUGAUCAAGUCUUUCAUGAUGGCGCCUUCAUUGCUACCAAGGAUUUCAUUGAUUUUCUGGUAGAUCAUCUUUGGGAACUCCUACGACUUAAUAAUAUUGAUUUUCUGGUUUCUGUGAAGGAUCAAAUGCAGGAGCUGUAUCACAACCUUAGAUCCUUGCGAACCAUCCUUCUCAAGCAGCAGCUUCAGCUCAACACUAAGGCAGACAUUGUAUCUUUGUUGUGCGAUGCCGGUGUCUUAGUUAUAUCACUGUUCCAAAUAGAUACAAAAGUAGAUCUUGGAUGUUUUCAUGAUUUGCUGAAAACAUUCAAGACUAUUCUGCUACAACUUGGAGAGGAGGAUCAACCUGUACCAGAUUUCAACUUUCCUAAGACUAAUCAGUUAGGUUAUGUCGAUUUUGUGCUGGAAAAACUGGUGGACCUGAGAAGUUCUGAAGCUGAACCAAUUCCCAACAGUAACCAUGUCCAAACUCUUCAUCAAGAACUUUUGUUCUUAAGAUUUGUCUUAGGAGACAUUGUGGAGUUUCACCUAGAACACGAGGAACUUCAAACUCUUUGGAAUCGUGUUUUGGAGGCUGUCAUGGAAGAAAUCAGGGAUAUAAAAUCCCAAAUCGAAAUUAACAGAUCAGAAAUUGAAGGCAAAAGACAACAAAACAGGCUGAAGGAAGCAACCAGGACUUACCAUCAUCAGCCGUCGAAAAUGACUUCCUUAGAAGCAAAUGAUGUGGUCGUAGGUUUCUCUGAUGAUGCAAAACUAAUCAUGGAUCGACUCAAAAGAGGACCAAAGCAACUGAAAGUCAUAGCCAUUGUGGGUAUGCCGGGGCUUGGUAAGACCACUUUAGCCUCAAAAGUUUACAAUGAUGACUCUAUUUCACUUCAUUUUCAAGUCCAUGCCUGGUGUCCUGUCUCACAGGCACUGGACAAAAAGAAUGUGUUGUUUCAACUUUUGAAACAGGUUGAUCCCAACUCCAGCUGUUCUGAGCUCAGUGAGCAAGAUUUGGUAGAAAAGCUGUGGCGCAGCUUGAAAGGGAAAAGAUAUCUCCUGUAUUUGGAUGAUAUAUGGGACAAUGAAGCAUGGAAUAGUUUGGCACCAGCAUUUCCCGAUGACAAAUGUGGAAGUAGAAUUCUUUUGACAAGUCGUAAUCAGGGCAUUGCUCCUAGUCACAUGCUUGACCAAGAACCUCAUUUUCUCAAGUCGCUCAAUGAAAAAGAGAGUUGGGAGUUGCUCCAGAGGAAGCUAUUCCCAGCUGGAAUUCUGGCAACUACAGCGCCUGAAGAUUGGGACAAAAUUUGGGAAGAUUUAAAUUCGUGCGAUGCAUCCGUUACAGAGCAGUGCACGGACUCAUUGGAACUCAGCUACAAAUGUUUACCUGAUCACUUAAAGCCAUGCCUGCUCUAUUUUGCAGCGUUUCCAGAAGACGCUGAGAUUCAAACCACAAAGCUGUUUUACUUAUGGGUGGCUGAAGGGUUUGUAAGGGAAACUGAUGGAAAGCGCAUUAAAGAUGUUGCUGAAGAUUAUUUGAAUGGUUUAAUUGGAAGAAGUUUAGUUAUGGGUGCCAAAAAAAGAUGGAACGGUGAAGUCAAAACAUGCCGCAUUCAUGACUUGCUUCGUGAUUAUAGCUUGCAGAAAGCCAAAGAUGAUGGUUUUCUCCAUCUGGUAAAGGGGUAUGAUGAGCUUUUGGCAUUUAAAGAGCCGCGCAACCUUAGGAGGUUAUGCGUCCACUCUGAGGUUAAGCAUUUCAAGCAAUCCAAGUUGUUUUGUACGCGUGCCCGUUCUCUGCUUUUCCAAGACCCUUACCGGUCAUAUGAUCCAAUAAAAGAUGCCUCAUUCGUGAUCAGCAUCUGUAAACUUCUAAGAGUGUUGGAUCUGGAGAAAAUUAAGUUCGGGAGUGAGUUUCCAAGUGAAAUAAGUUUGCUGGUUCAGUUGGCAUUCCUCGCAAUUCAGGGUGACUUCGACUGCAUCCCGUCAUGCAUAGGUAAGCUCUUAAAUUUGGAAACACUAAUUCUGCAUCCGAUAUUUGACUCGAUUCCAUUGCCAGAUAGUCUGUGGAAUCUACAGAAAUUAAAGUAUCUUUGCAUUGGUGCUGGUGGUGGUGAUGUGCCGAUAGAAAAUAUUGACAAGUCACCCGUUUUAUAUGAGUUGGAUGAGUUUUCUGGUGCCCGGAUUCCAUACAAUUGCAGUUUGGAGUUGGAGAGGUUAGUGGCAAAAUUUCCCAACAUCCGUAAGUUGAGGUGCUUUAUUAGCUGUAACAAAGAUAACAAAUCAGAGAAUCCCCACAGGGGGAUUAUAGUUCGUGACUUCUUGACGCAUCUUGAAUCACUUAGCCUGUCAUCUGACAUUAACCAAGUGUUCAAGUUCGGUUUCCCUAACAAUCUGAAAAAAUUAAAGUUGAGAGGCUUUAUUCUGUCUGGGGAGAAUAUGUCCACCAUUGGUGAACUCCCAAACCUUCAAGUGUUGGAACUACAUAGUACAAGAUUUGAAGGGGAUACAUGGGAAACCAAAGAAAUGGAAUUCUCGCAACUUAGAAUUUUGAAGUUGCGGUUUGUGGAUCUUGUCAGUUGGAUAGCCAACGAUGACCAAUUUGAAUGUCUUCAGAUGUUGGUAUUGGAAGAAUGUGAUAACUUGGAAGAGAUUCCUUGUCACUGCCUGGAGAACAUUCUGACACUCGAAACCAUUGUGGUUGUCAAUCCCUCUGAAGCUACGCGAAAAUCGGAGGACCAAACAGGUGGAGCAGCUUGGUAAUUCAAAUCUUAAGAUCGAGAUUGUUCAGUCAAAUUGGAAUUGAUUUUUUCUACACCUCGUUCGAGUUGCUACUGUUUUUGUAUUGUUUUUGAAGUUCUUGAGUGGAUUUUUUGUUUCAUUAGAGUAUUAUUUCUCUUCUUUUGGAGUCCAUUAUGAGUAGUGGAAAAGCUAAG